This is a messenger RNA of Atta colombica, 1271 nucleotides long. RefSeq lists its product as uncharacterized. The coding region runs from base 567 to 1271 and encodes 234 amino acids. NCBI's taxonomy places the organism in Eukaryota, Metazoa, Arthropoda, Insecta, Hymenoptera, Formicidae. The record is from RefSeq and is a predicted model, not a curated record. The transcript is spliced from 5 exons.
ACAUCUAUAUUUCUCGAGAAUAUCGCAAUUUCGUAGCCCGAUUUCAUAAUUACUAUCCUCGACGAUAUUACAGAUUAUCUAUCAAAUGAGGACUUCAACACAAAGAUGAUCGUGAAACGUGAGUCGUAUAUAUAGAUAUAAUGUUUGAUUAACCUACAACUACAACUUAUGUUCUAUGACUCAUGGCUGUCUUUCUGUUUAGGCUUUAAUUGUUUAUACAGAAAAAUAUUUUUAUACAAUAAGGAACUGUAUGAUUGGAGUCUUGGAUAUUUUAAUGUAAGAAGCAUUGAUCAGUGAAGAUCUUACAAUAUUAAGCUUGUCUGUCAUGAGUUUUAUAUAAAGAGAAACUGGAAUUUGACUUCCUGUGUGAUUGGAAUCUUGAGUUAUUAUAUAAAAAGCAUUGAUCAGUGAAGGCCUAAUAGAUGAACAAAAGAACCAACACAACAAUUUAUAAGCAUAUGUUGCAUUGUAAUGCUUAGUGAGAUUCAAAGUGCUUAAGAUUUGGUAAUGCUUAUGUUGUGAAAAUAAUUAUUUUUUUAUAAUUAAAAUAGAAAGGAAGUAAGACAAUGAGUAAGAUUUUAGGAAUCUUAAGAGCAAAAGUAAUUAGUGGAACUACCAUUCCUACUGCAAUCGCUUCCAAUCCAUCUAAUUUAAAUGAAAUUGAGGAAGAAAUUAAAAGAUUAGAACAAGAACAAGAAGAAUAUGAUAAACAAGCAAUAAAUGAUUAUCAAGAAAGAUUGGAUGAAGAGGAACAAGAGGUCAAAAGAGGGAUAUAUGAUGGGGAUUUAAAAAAAAAUAUCAAAGCAAGAAAAAAAGCUCUAGAUGAUUUUAAUGCAAUUGCUCCCAAUUCAACGUCUGAUUUCUACCUCAAAUUAAAGGAAGUUGAAGAAGAAAUUCAAAAAUUAAAACUAAACUGUGAAGAAAGUGAUAUACAAGCAAUUGAUUAUUCAGCAAGAUUGUAUGAAUUGGAUGAACUGGAACUAGAGGCCAAAAAAGAUGAAAUAUAUGAUGGAAAUUUAAAAGAACAUAUCAAACAAGCAAGAAAAAAAGUUAUAGACUCAAGUUUGCAUGAAUUGGAUGAAUUAGAACUUGAUGCCAAAAGAUAUGGACUAUAUAAUGGAGAUUUAAAAGAACAUAUCGAACAAGCAAGAAAAUAUGUUUUACAUGGCUAUGAUAAAUUACUUUUAUUGAUUGCUAAGCAAAAUCUAACUUCAGAAAUUGGUAUUGAUGUAUUAGAAGCAGAAGAUUUUAUAGAUACAACAAGACAAUAG